Anopheles arabiensis is the source of this 1694-nucleotide messenger RNA. It is a transcript of the gene Pgk, whose product is annotated as phosphoglycerate kinase. The transcript is spliced from 3 exons. Gene Ontology annotation, cellular component: cytosol. The record is from RefSeq and is a predicted model, not a curated record. Bases 164 to 1411 code for a protein of 415 amino acids. Lineage: Eukaryota; Metazoa; Arthropoda; Insecta; Diptera; Culicidae. Gene Ontology annotation, biological process: glycolytic process; gluconeogenesis. Gene Ontology annotation, molecular function: ATP binding; ADP binding; phosphoglycerate kinase activity.
UUCAAGAUCGGUGAAAAUUUUACCAAACAGACGUUAUAGCAACAAUAGCCGAGUCGGUGCGCGAGAGUUGAUUUUCCUUGGAUCCACUUGGAAAAUUGCGGUGUACAUCUGUUCCCAUUCCACCAUCAGCAAGCUAUCCCGUGCAUUACUGUCGACUGUGAAAAUGGCUCUCAACAAGCUUAGCAUCGAAAACGUCGAUCUGAAGGGCAAGCGGGUGUUUAUGCGUGUCGAUUUCAACGUCCCCAUCAAGGAGGGCAAAAUUACCAGCAAUCAGCGCAUUGUGGCCGCGCUCGACAGCAUCAAGUUUGCGCUCGAGAAGGGUGCCAAGUCGGUGGUGCUGGCGUCCCAUCUGGGCCGCCCGGACGGUAACAAAAACGCCAAGUACACGCUUGCCCCGGUAGCGGACGAGCUGAAGAAACUGCUCGGGCGUGAUGUAACCUUCCUGAACGAUUGCGUCGGGGCGGAGGUGGAGGCGGCCUGCAAGGAUCCGGCUCCGGGUUCGGUCAUCCUGCUGGAAAACGUCCGCUUCUACGUGGAGGAGGAAGGCAAGGGUGUCGAUGCGAGCGGCAAUAAGGUUAAGGCCGACAAAGAUAAGGUGAAAACAUUCCGCGAAAGCUUGGCCAAGCUGGGCGACGUGUACGUGAACGAUGCGUUCGGUACGGCCCACCGUGCCCACAGCUCGAUGAUGGGCGAGGGCUACAGCCAGCGGGCGGCCGGUCUGCUGCUGAACAAGGAGCUGCGCUACUUCUCGCAGGCGCUCGACAACCCGCCCCGCCCGUUCCUGGCCAUCCUGGGCGGCGCGAAGGUGGCGGACAAGAUCCAGCUGAUCGAGAACCUGCUGGACAAGGUGAACGAAAUGAUCAUCGGCGGCGGUAUGGCGUUCACCUUCCUGAAGGUGCUGAACAACAUGGAGAUCGGCGGCUCGCUGUUCGAUGCCGAGGGUGCCAAGAUCGUGCAGAACCUCGUGGACAAGGCGAAGAAGAACAAUGUGCAGCUGCACCUCCCGGUUGACUUUGUGACGGGCGACAAGUUCGCGGAGGAUGCGGCGACCGGCGAGGCCACGGUGGCCAGCGGCAUCCCGGCCGGCCACAUGGGCCUGGACAUUGGGCCGAAGUCGCGCGAAGCGUUCGCGGCCCCGAUCGCCCGCUCCAAGAUCAUCGUCUGGAACGGACCGCCCGGUGUGUUCGAGUUCCCCAACUUUGCCAAUGGCACCAAGUCGCUGAUGGAUGGGGUGGUGGCGGCGACCAAGGCCGGCACGGUCUCGAUCAUUGGCGGCGGCGAUACGGCGUCGUGCUGCGCCAAGUGGGGCACCGAGUCGCAGGUGUCGCACGUGUCGACCGGUGGCGGUGCGUCGCUGGAGCUGCUCGAGGGCAAGGUGCUGCCGGGUGUGGAUGCGCUCAGCAGUGCGUAAAUAUGACGCGAGGCGCAACCACUCUCAUUAUUACUCACUAAGAAGCAUUACUACAGUCACUACUACUCUCGUUAUCGUAUUGUUCGCGUGCUAUUGUGUAGGCAAGUGUGCUCGUCCCCCCCAAAGUCAUGGCAUUAAGCAGUCCAUCGUGUACCGGAAGACCGAUCAGUCGCUCCUUCGAAAAAGGGUCCGGAAAUGUAUGUUUUGGAUCUCGAGGAUGGUCGUUUAUCUCGUUGCAUAGAGGAAUAAAAAGUUUAGCGUGAAAAUAAACACCCAAAAACGA